AUGACCGGCCAAAGCGCAAACCCAGACGCAGACGCCCACGAACAAGAAAUUGCUGCCCCAGCAGCGAUCGUCGAAACCGUCGCCAAUCCUGAAGCGCCAGCGCCCGCGCCUGUUCCUGCGCAGACUCCGACUCCUCCCCAGCCCAUCGAAAUCGACACCGACGAAGCAAACAGCGAUGACCGCGAUUCCGCCCUCGACUCAGACGAGAACUCGACGACGAGCGCCUCUCUCUCCUCGUCGAUCCUAGACUACCAGUAUGCGAACGGCCGAAGAUAUCACGCCUACAAGAAGGGCGCUUAUCUGCUUCCGAACGACGAAGAAGAGCAAGACCGCUUAGAUCUCCUCCACCAUGUAUUCCUGCUUAUUCUCAACGGCCGUCUGUUCACCUCGCCAAUAUCUAAUCCGCAGCGUGUGCUGGAUGUCGGAACAGGCACCGGCCUCUGGGCGAUGGACACGGCCGACGAAUUCCCCUCAGCACAGGUCAUCGGCACAGACCUGAGUCCCAUCCAGCCCGGAUGGGUGCCGCCAAAUGUGCAGUUUUAUAUCGACGAUGUCGAGAACGAGUGGAUGUACGACGAGGAUGACGCUUUUGAUUUGGUGCACACUCGUGUCAUGGGCGGUAGCAUCGGCGACUGGGACAAGUUUGUGCGUCAAGCGUACACGCACCUGAAGCCCGGUGGUUGGGUGGAGCUACAGGAGCCUGAGUCAUGGUUUGCCUCAGAAGAUGAUUCCAUAAAUAGGGUGCCAUUUACACAUCAAUUUCAAGAAAAAUGUGUCCAGGCCGCACAGAAAUUCGGCAAGGAGAUCAACCUAGCUCAUACACAUAAACAACGCCUGCUUGACGCUGGCUUUGUCGAUGUACGGGACGAAAUUAUUAAGGUUCCCACCGGGGUCUGGCCCAAGGACCCCAGACUGAAGGAAAUCGGCCGGUACUGGCGAGAGCACAUGAUCAGUGGCGUCGAAGUAUACACGCUAGGAUUUAUCGGGCAGAUUCUUGGCUGGAGUGAGAUUGAAUGUCGCGUGCUGGCGGCCAAAGUCACUGAAGAGCUGCGAGACCGCAAGAACCACUUGUAUAUCCCCUUGCACAUUACAUGCGGACGCAAGCCGUCAUGA
Molecule: messenger RNA, 1113 nt
Organism: Talaromyces rugulosus
Lineage: Eukaryota; Fungi; Ascomycota; Eurotiomycetes; Eurotiales; Trichocomaceae
Exons: 2
Coding region: 1-1113 (370 amino acids)
Molecular function (GO): methyltransferase activity
Source: RefSeq, a predicted model, not a curated record